AUAUUGUUGUGCCGAUAAAGUUCUAUGAUAGUUGUAUUAAAUGUGAUAAUAUUACUGUAUUUACUGUAGAAUAUUAUUAAAGUGCUGUACAGUGUUUUUGAACUCCUAAAGUGUUAAAAUAUUUCUUUAAAGUAUAAUAAUAGUUUACUUACCGCACAGUGUUGUUACAUUGCUGUGCAGUAUUUUCUUUUUGUUUGUUUUUCAUGUGUUGUUUAUAAAAAUAACUCCUUGUUGUCCAGUCCGCUUCCCUUUGAUCACCGCUCUGCGCAUGCGCUCCUCUGGAGUUUAGGGUGGGAGAGUUAGCUGUUAGCAUAGUGAGCUAACAGCCGGAGUGUGUAAUGGCGGCCUCAGUGUUGCUGGGGUCUGCGGACAGCACGGGACUAAACUUCACGGUUGGAGGCGUUAGCAGCGGCGGCACCGGGAAUGUGCUAGCAGGGAAUAAUAACGGACUGGGUCCGGCGGGUCCGGCGCCCUGGAACCGGUCCAUUGACCGGGCGUUGGACGAAGCCUCGGCCACCGGGAGCCUGAACCUCAGCGGCAGGAAGCUGAAGGAGUUUCCGCGGAGCGCCGCCAACCACGACCUCACGGACACCACUAGGGCCGAUCUGUCCCGUAACCGCCUGUCGGAGCUUCCUCUGGAGGUUUGUCUCUUCGUGUCUCUGGAGAGUCUAAACCUCUACCAGAACUGUCUGCGCUCCCUCCCCGACAGUCUGGUCAACCUGCAGGCGCUCACCUACCUGAACCUCAGUCGGAACCAGCUAUCGGUCCUCCCCGUUGUGGUCUGCAGUCUGCCCCUGAAGGUUUUAAUUGCCUGUAACAACAAACUGGUUUCUCUGCCAGAGGAGCUGGGACAGCUGAGACAGCUCACCGAGCUGGAUGUCAGCUGUAAUGAGAUCCAGACUCUGCCAUCUCAGAUGGGUCAGCUGGAGGCUCUACGAGACCUGAACAUCAGGAGGAACCACCUGGUCAGACUGCCCCCAGAGCUCGCCGACCUCCCUCUGGUCCGUCUGGAUUUCUCCUGUAACAAAGUCACUUCCCUCCCCGUCUGUUACCGCCGGCUCACGCAGCUGCAGACCAUUGUCCUCGACAACAACCCUCUGCAGACGCCACCUGCACAGAUCUGCAUUAAAGGGAAAGUCCACAUAUUUAAAUUCCUAAACAUGGAGGCCAGCAAGACGACCCCUGACCUCCCAGACUACGACAGGCGGCCUAUGACCUUCAGCUCCUGUGGUGAUGAGCUUUAUCCCGGACGUCCAUACGGUGCACUGGACUCUGGAUUCAACAGCGUGGACAGCGGAGACAAGAGAUGGUCGGGGAACGAGCCCACAGAGGAGCUGUCAGAGCUGCCACAGAGAGUGGCUGAGAUCAGCAGGGAGCAGAGACACAGAGGAGCAGGAGGAGCUCUGCAGGCUAACGGCACCUCAGAUGCGGAGUUGGAGCAGAUAGACUUCAUCGACAGCUGCGUAGGGGAGGAGGAGGAGGAAGAGGGGAGGAGUCGAGGACGAGGAGCAGGAGGUGGUGGGGGAGGAGGCGGAGGAGCAGGUGACGGCAGCAGCCUGAGCUCUCAGUUCAUGGCUUACAUCGAGAGACGCAUCACAAGGGAGGGUUCUCCAGGCAAAACACACUCUACCAGGACGGAUGACUCAAAGAGACACAACAGGAGCGUGGUGGAUGGAGUAACAGCGCCCUCUAGCUCCCAGAGCCAGAGGGCAGUCGGGGGUGUGGAGAGGAUGAGGAGGGAGGCCCAGCUAGCAGCUCUGCGGUACGACGAAGAACGACAGAAGAACCGACCUGUGCAGAGAGACUCUGUCACCAGCUACAGCAAGCAUAAAGCAGCUCAGAGUCCGUCAAAGUCCAGUCCAGACAGCGAGACUGUCUGCCCCUCCAGACGCUCCACCCACACAGAUGACUCCGCCCUCUUUAUGGGCGAGGACAGAGCCACUCUCUCUCCCACAGCCAAUCAGUCGCCUUCUUACCCCAGCUCGGGGGCUGUGGCCUCAUGCCGGUCAGCCAGUCUGAGACCAGAGAGCUUCCUGUUUCGUCUGGGUCAGAAGGAAGAGAAGAGGAAAGGUGAUGCUGCUACAGUUCCUCAGAAUCAGGAGGAAACUCGUGCUGCUCCUCCUCUGGUUGGUGAAGACGCUGAGCUGGUGGAGCAGCUCCGAAAGAACAUCGAGGCUCGUCUAAAGGUGUCGUUGCCCAGCGACCUGGGAGCAGCUCUGACGGACGGGGUGGUGCUCUGCCACCUGGCCAAUCAUGUGAGACCGCGGUCCGUCCCCAGCAUCCACGUCCCCUCCCCCGCUGUGCCUAAACUCACCAUGGCCAAAUGUCGACGGAACGUGGAGAACUUCCUGGAGGCGUGUCGCAGGAUUGGAGUUCCACAGACGCAGUUGUGUCUUCCUCUGCACAUCCUGGAGGAGCGAGGGCUCCCCCAGGUGGCCGGCACCGUCAGCGCCCUGCUCGACCUGGCCCCACCCCGACAUCCCAGCGUCAGCACAACAACCGCCGCACAGGGACCCUCCGUCAACAUCUAGACCACCACAGCACAUCCACCGCAUGUGCUCAGUGGGCCUGGUGAGGGCCGACAGAGAGGAGAGGACAUGAGACAGGAAGUGACACUUGAGCGGGAGGACGGAGAGAUCUGAUGGAGAGACCAACAGAAACUGAGCUGACAGGGUGCCAUUUUAUUUUGAAAUUACACUAGCAGUAAACGUUUGAGAAACCUUCAGAAGCAGGAGUUUAAAUGGAACUGUCGACUUUAAUGUUUGAUGGAUCAGAACGAACCAAACCUUAAACGACAGUAUAAAUACAGCUCUAUUUAGAUAAAAGCCCCACAAAUGUACAUUUAAACACUAAUAGUUUUAUUUUUAGGAAUUUUAAAGCUGCUCCAUCAGACAAAAACAUUCAGAACCAAAUCACCACCAGGGGAAAUAAUCAAAGUCAGCAUUUCUGACACUAACCAGAGAAUAUUCAGGGAUCAGCAGUUAAAACUACAACCACUGACACACAUGUCACCAGAUAACAUGGUCACUGGUGAAACCAUACCACCGGCCAGCGGACUCAAAGUAGCCCAGGCAUGGGGCCGUCCACAUCUGUAGAUCUUUAACCCUCAGUCAUCUAAGACGACAAAGAUUAAGACUUUUAAUCUUGCCGGUGUAAGAAAUAAACCCUGUCCAGUUAUCCGGCAUGUUGGGCCGCUCGCCAUGACCAUCAUCUGUUUAAGCUGACUCCACCCCUGGAAAAUAAAAAAACUUUAAAUCAAUUUCAGCCCACAAUCCCCGAAAUAUGGCAACGUUUCCCAAAUUUCCAUGAAAAUGCUUGAAAAUUUCCAAGCACAGUCAACCAAACAGGAAACAUUCUCCAACAUCUCAGUCUCAUCACUCAAGCUCCAGAGAACGUUCCGGACGGUUCUCUGUUGUUCUGUCAGCAGGAGUAUGAGUGUGUUGUCGGAACGUUUAAAGGCGAUGUCCACGCUGCAGAGAUCAGCAGGAUCAGGAAGUCAGAUUUGGUUCUGUUGCAAAAAAACAUGGGCAGCUUUAGGAGAAGAGGUUGGAUCUGGAUCUGGAUCUGGAUCUGGAUCUGGAGCUCUGAUGUUUGAAAUCUUUGGUUUGUCUGAUCGCAUCGAUGGUUAAAAUAUUGGUUUAGUUUGAAUGAGAGAAGCUGAUGCAGGGACUAAACCCUGAGACGUUCCUUCAUAUUUAACACUGCACCUGUAAGUUAAGAAAAGGGUCUCUGACGUUGCAGACUUCUUCAACCACAGUUACAUAUGGCUCCUAAGCUGACUCUUAUUACUUUAAAAGCGUUUUUGUCUCUUUAUCACUCAGAGGGGUUUCAUGUUUUUACAGCUCUUUAAAACAUUUUAUUUUUAUUUAUUUAAACUCUAAUAAUCAUGUUUGAUGGCAUGGUAAUAUAUUUGACCACAUAGGACACUGAUUAACAGGAGGUUCUUAAAGCAGAAUGACGAGAUCAUCCAUAAAGUUAGAUUUCCUUUUUAGAAAAUAAAACAAUGACUUAACGGCUAAUGUGGCUAAAUGCUAACAACACUUUACUGUGAAAAUAUCCUUCUGCAGCUUUUACCCUUUAUUUAGAGAGGACGGGACAAGGAUGUGUCUGAAAUCAGAGAGAGAGCGGGGAGGGGAAGGAGCCACAUUUGGGAUGUGCACCUGACCGUUUGGUAGACUGUGAUCUGUAAAUGGGACAGUCCAAACACCGGGCCGCCUGUGUCCCAUACAUAGAAAAUGUUUAAAGUGGUUCAAAUGCAUCCUUUUACUUUAAGUAAGUUUAAACUUUUAAAAUAAAGCCAUGCUGCUAAUCAUCUUGAAAGACACUAAGGUAGACUGCUGCUGAGGUAGCCCACUGCUAGCGUAGCACACUGCUAAGGUAGCCCACUACUAAGCUGGCCUGCUGCUAAGGUAGCCUGUUGCUCAGGUAGACCGUUGCUAAGCUGGCCCGUUGCGAAGGUAGCCGGCUACUAAGCUGGCGCAUUGCUAAGGUAGCCCACUGCUAAGCUAGCCUGUUGCUAAGGUAGCCCACUGCUAAGGUAGCCAGCUGCUAAGCUGGCCUGUUGCUAAGGUAGCAGCAGGCUAUUAUUAUUGUGCUAGUCUAAUAGUAAUAAUAAAUUAUUUUAUAUUGUGCUAGACUGGGGCUGAAUCUGAGUUCAUGCUGACAGCCCGAGUCCUCAAAACUCUUCGUGACACUAAAAAACACACAAGUGAUCCCCUCAGCAUCUCUGGCUACACUCAGGGCUAAAAAACUGAUCCUGUUCGUCCCAAACUUUCUGGUACACACAAACUACCAUCUUCUGCCCAUGGAAGAACCCUCCUCUGAUCACUGUUUCAUUUGAAGCUUGACAUUUUUGGUAAACGGCAGAAACAUUAUCUAUUUAUUCAGCUCCUGUCCUCUGAGGGCCUCCGUAAAAACCGUUAGGUCUGCAAGCUUUUAAAGAAAAAUGAGCUAGCAUUGAACUACUUGGUUUUCAGUAGGAACUAAUGUAGCUCAGUGCUAACGUGGUACAGUGCUAAUAUAGCACUGGCUAAUGUAGCUCAUUGCUACUGAAACCCAGUGCUAAUGUAGCUCAAUGCUUAUGUGGCUUGAUACUAGCAUAGCUCAGUGCUAAUGUAGCUCAGUGCUAAAGUUGCUGUCUGUGCUUCUGUGGUCAGUUUUCGUCUCUCCAUCAGGUCCAGCCACUACUGGUUCAGGUUUUACUCUUAUAAACAGUUUCAGUCUUCACUGAGCUCUUCCGCGAUUUCAGUCACAGCAGAGACGGAGUCAUGUGACCAAGAGGAGGUUGACUUCACUCUCUGUGAUCAGACAUCCCUGUUUUCCCUCUUCUUCUUUAAAACUUUAUUGUUCUUGCUUCUUCUGACACUUGGAGCUCUGACGGCUUUUUGUGGUCUCAGGUGGCGUUAACUCCAUCAUGGUCCGCAUGGAUCAGGACUAAUUUCUUCAGAACAGUCCCGUACUUUGAUUUAGUCAGUCAGUAUGGUCUGUAUAAUUUUAAUGAUUGAUGGUAUCAACCAGCAGCAGGACGUCCUGAGUGCAGAGGUGUAGUUCACUCUCCUCAUCAGUGAUGAAGUGUGUUAGACUGCUCUUCAUCCUCAGACUCCUCCUUUGGUCUCUACACAUCAGCACCCAGGAACGCAGGAACACAACAUUCUUUCACCUCCUAACAACUCUGCAUGGCUGCUGUCGUUCAGAGUAAUGUGGCUGACUGCUCUGAUGUGUUUGAUGCUGAUUGGCUGACAGGUCAAUGAGCUGCAGCCAAUCAGAGCGGCUCUCAGACACCUGAGGGUUAACCACAGCUGAUGGUUUGAGUGAUUGAAUCUGACUGAGAGAUCAGAGAUAGAUCGGCCGAUAAUGAUCAGUUAUUGAUGGAUUGGGGCAUCCCUAAACAAACCAAAGCUUUAAAAUACGCCAUGAUGAGAGCGGCAUGUAGGAAAGGAAUGAAGAGAACAAACACUGCACUCUGUUUAAAACGCACUAACAUGGUCAGCUCCAGGACAGGAGGGUGAAACGUUCCUCUAACACACAGCUCUGUUCCUGAUCGAUACCAUGGAUGAUUGAAAUCACACUGGUUGAUCUAAAGACAUGGUGUUUAUGGUUAUCGGACCUGUUAACGGCUGAUAUGUAAAGAGGGGAAAUCAUGUUCCUCCAGGCUCUAUCCGCCAUCAUGACAGUGACGAGCUCAGUAGUGAGUUAGCGUCUGUGAUCACACCGCCUGCUCAGACUUCCUGUUUACCUUCAAUCAGCUGUUUCUUUGUUUACUUGUAUUUCAGUGAAAGCAGCAUCAUGAACUCAUUUAUCUGUUUCUUUCUUUGUUUGGAGUCAAACUCCGCCCAAAAACGGCGAGAUUUAAGGAUUGGUUCAAAGGUUUCACUGUUAAUGGGAGCUCACGCUGCAUUCGGGUGAUGCAGGACACAAGGACUCUGAAGAGCUGAAGCUGAGAGUUUCUCUUCAACACUAAAGCGGCACCCGAACGCAUCGUCCACCAGCCUCCUCUCUGUUUGGCCCUGCCCCUCAUCAUGGCGACAGCUGUGACUCCCCUGACCUCCUGUUUGUACAGAUGUUUGAAUAUUUUCUUCUUCCUGUUUCUCCUACGGCGGUGAAGUGUCAUGUGAUGGCGGUGAGGUCAUGUGAUGGUGGUGAGGUCAUGUGAUAGCGGGGGUCUUGUGCUUUUAAAGGACAUUCCACCGUUUUUUCUCCAGAGGAUGAACAGACUGUCUCACAGUUUUUAACAUUUUUUCACUUUGUUUUAUUUUUGCUGAAAGUGUAAAAAGAUUUGAACACAGCUGUAAGAAGAGUUAACUUUAAGUGCAUUAAAUAAAUAUUUUAAUUUGA
Messenger RNA from Cheilinus undulatus (humphead wrasse), 6834 nucleotides. RefSeq names its product leucine-rich repeats and calponin homology (CH) domain containing 3 (gene lrch3). The transcript is spliced from 20 exons. The coding region runs from base 339 to 2531 and encodes 730 amino acids. Lineage: Eukaryota; Metazoa; Chordata; Actinopteri; Labriformes; Labridae. Gene Ontology annotation, molecular function: protein binding. The record is from RefSeq and is a predicted model, not a curated record.